UUUACGUAGUUAUAUCUAGUUAAAGUUUACAAAAUGGCCACCUCACUCAAAACUGCUCUGACGACAAAAAUGCGCCCCCUUGACUCUGUUCCUGCUUCAGCUGACCAAAACCAUAAAUGGUUUUGCUCAAACAAACCUUGUUUAUAGACCACAUUGGACUCAACAGAUGGAUCACGCUCCAUCAUCCUCUCCACACCUGCGAGGUGUUGUUGCGAUGAGACGCAUAUUGAACACCCAACUGAGAGAUAGAUGAGAGUGCAGGAUGAAUGGGCUGGAAUCGAUGAAUAUUCAAGCCUGUGACGUCACUGAUGGAGCCCUGUUGGCGUCAUAGAGAUUAGAGUGGAUGAUGGGAUUACGGCUGAGAUUCCAUGCCGCCCUUGGAUUGGCUGCCACUCUGCUUUUGUUGGUUGGAAGCGCUCCUCGAGUUGCGUGAUGCCACCAGGCCAUUCUGCUGCAUCUUCUCACCACGUCCAGUGCUUCACUCCAUCUCUCUGUGAUCCAGAAGUCGCUGGACUAAACAGGACCAAAGUCAUCCACAAGCUUGCAGCACUGCAUGAGGACAAGCCCCGUCACAUGACUCCAUAUUUGAAAACAUACAGUCGGAGAUCAGCGGCUGAGAGGCUCUUCACAUUUUGGAGAAGGGUGAACUAAACGAGGAGCUCUCAGGGCUAAUGUCAGUGACGAGGGGGGUAAUUUGACUCGUGUGUGUGCGUGAGCUCCAGUGCACGUGUGCUGGCGUGUGUGUCUCUGGAGUAGAGCAACACUGUGGUGACCAUCUGCAGCGUGAAAAAAAAGCCUGCGAGCUGUGAACGUUGUUCAAGCAGAAAGAAAAGGAGGAGUGAAGGCUGGAAGGAGAGUGAGGGCGAGAUGAGGGAUUUAUCAGUGACUGGAAUACUAAUCCACACAUUUGCUGUCUGAGACUGGAACCUCCAGAGGACGGUCGGUCCCUCUUCACGUGAGCAUCUCAUCCUCAGUGUGAGAUGAAUCUGAAUCUGAGAUGAAUGACAGUUGUUGUUUACUUUGGUCUGAUCUUCAGUUUCUCCCUGCUCCUGCCCCUCUCACCUGGACCUCCUCUGCAGUUCAGAACUGCUGUGUCUGUAGAUCCAUUCUGUGGCCGCCGUUUGAUCCUCUGUGAUGUCGUGACUCUGUGUUCUGCUUGGAGUUCAGGGUGUGUGUUUGCUGACCUCUCCUUUCUGCUUUUGCGUCAGAUCCUUUGCCUCAGUUCCGUUGGUGUGUUUGCCUCCUGGUUCGGCGGGAGCCUCAUGCUUCCAUCUGUCUUUUUUGCCUUAUUUUACUUAUUUUUCUUUUUUUCAAUAAUCUCUUUUGUUUUUCUGCCUGAUAAUACAUUGAUUUUAUUAUAAAAUAAUAAAAACAUGCCUUUGAAAUAUCACUGAUGGCAUUUAGCUGAGUGUGGCAGCAUCGAGCCCAGACAGUCGGGGAAGAGGAAGUGAUGAAUCCUUCAAGAGGCUGGUGGCUCCAAAUGGCAGUGCAAUCCUCUGUUCCUCCUCGUAUGUCUCCACUAUCUUCAUAAGCCCAAAGAAGCGUGACACAGACACCACCGGCCACCUGAGGCGCCUCUGAGUCCACACAGAAUUCCAGCUGAAAAUAACAAGUGAGUGACUAAUGCCGUGCAGGUAGAAGGAAUUAGAGUGUCGUGAUGUCACGUUUUCAUCUGGGAUUAUUGCACUGAACCAUGUGUUUGUUUUUUGAUUAGUAGCAUUUAAUUUAUUUAAGAAGAUGAGCUCACACACACACACGCAGAGUGUGGAACAUAAUUGUUUCCAAGCAUGUCUUUGAUGGCUGACUCACUGAGCAUGUCCUGCAUCAUAUCACGAUAAGAAGAACAUCAGUUUAAAGGCUGCAGCUGUUUCCCUUUCAUCCUGCCUCCCUCUUCCUCCUGCUGCAUCCCUCCAUCCUCCUACUGCUUUCACAAUGGUGCGCUAAGCCAGGCAAGAUAGGGCAAAUCCCUCCUCUGAGCCGAGCAGCCAGGAGAGGGAGGAGAGGCCGGGCUGAGAGCAAAACGCUUCCUCAAAUAUUCCUCUCUCAUUAAUCUCUCUCUCGUGCUGCUGCCGGCCUUGCUGUCAACGGGAAUCAAACCCAAGAUCUCCUGCCGGCCCUGAGCAGCGUGACCGCCAUUGUGUUUUGCCUCUAACUGAUGUGGAGCUUCAACACUUGCCAGGGAGAGGAGCGGAGGCUUCUGACUCAGCUCAGGUCAAACAUCAUUCCACUGCUCACCUGGGAAGCUGUCUGUCCAGCAGGAGGUCUCCACCCUGCCCGCACUCUCGUCCUCGCCUCCUUGAUUGAUCCAAAAUCCUCCUGUCCUUCCUUCCUCCCCUCAAAUCACCAUGACAUCAGAAAACAUCAGGGUCCACCGAGACUUCAUGGCAAGUGAAAGAUCUGGCCCCCGGUGUGACCUUGCGCUCCCUGACCCUGUACACAACUGAUUUUCCCAACUUCCUCAGCAACACUGACUGUUAAUAUUCAAGUCCAUAUGAACGCUUGUUUGCUGACCUCAGAGCUCCACGCUGGUCAGCCAUGUUAACUCAUGCCAUGUUACUGAGCAGCUCCCCGGUGGAGGUUUCCCAGGCAUGUCCAGCCAGGAAUAGACCAGGGGUCAGAUCCAGGUCAUGUGAGGGAGAUUACAUCCGCACUACGGAGCAUGUCAGUACUCUGACGCCGGGGUAAGGGAAAUGCUCGCGUCACCAGCAAUGAAUAAAGUCGAUUAAUUUAGCAUCAAACUAGUUCAUCAAAGUCAAAGCCGGUCAAACCAAACGCGUUAAUUUACCGUGUAAAGUUAAAUAUAUUGGAACACGUACCAACGAUUUAGUUCCAAAAUGAAACAGUUAAACUACCGUCUGCACCAUUAUUGUUCCUGUGGCGCCCCCUAACUGCUGAAGCUAGUAACACAACUGAUUCUAACUAAUUCUUCCGUUAUGCUCAAUGAAGUAUUUUUGUCUUUUAUCGACCUCAGUUUCCUUGUUAUACACUGUUAUUAUGUGGUCCGUGUUAGUUUUCCUGAAAACGCGAUUAUAUUUGAUCAUACAAUACGUGUGUCUCAAAUACUGACUGGAAAUCUCUGUUUGAACUGCAGUCCGAAGUCCGAUCAGCAGGGUUGCGUCAUCGAUAAGGAUGGAUUUCAUCUAAAAAAAAUAAUAGAUCAAAGAACCCAUUUUAAUUCGAGACAAAGCGCCUAAAGAUUACGUCACACUCGUCCGCGUUAAAACAGAAAAUAACGCUUAAUAGAAUAGAAAUUAGACUAAUCUAAUUUACAAUUGGUUUCCAAAGCUCCAUUGCAGCGGCACUGAGGGCGAAGCUCGACGCAGCCGGUUGCUAACGAGAGCCGCUCAACUUUUCUCCUCCGGAGAAACACCUGCUGCCGGCGGACCAGGCCGAGCCGCCGAUCAAACAUGGCCCAUGUGCAUUAUAAAUUCUCCUCCAAGCUCAGCUACGACACGCUGGUGUUCGACGGGCCGCACAUCACCCUGGCGGACCUGAAGAGCCGCAUCAUGGGCCGAGAGAAGCUCCGAGCCGCGGACUGCGACCUCCGGAUCACCAAUGCCCAGAACCGAGAAGAGUACACGGACAGCGAGUGUCUCAUCUCCAAAGGUUCCUCUGUCAUCGUCAAACGGGUGCCGAUCGUCGGCGUCAAAGUGGGCAGCAAGAACCACAACCUUGAGCGGCCGGACCUUCGUCAGCACAGCAGCUACGGAGCAGUCAAACCAAUGAGCGACCAAAGUUUCUCCGUAGCGACGCCGUUUUUCUCCAAGAUCGUCAACCUGGCGCACGCUGACGUUUCGGAGGAGGACAAACUCAAAACCCUGUCUCAUCAGUCCCUCUACGAUCCGCAGACUUACACCAACUCAUUCAACGCCGUUCCUCAUGCCAAGUACACGUGUUACCGCUGUGGCACCGGAGGACACCACAUCAAGAACUGCCCCUCCAUCGGGACUGACAAAAACCUGGAGCCUCCUGUGAAGAUCAGGAAGAGCUCCGGCAUCCCUCGCUCCUUUAUGGUGGAGGUGGACGACCCCAACAUCAAGGGAGCCAUGCUGACCAGCAGUGGGCGCUAUGCCAUCCCGACGAUCGACGCCGAGGCAUACGCCAUCGGGAAGAAGGAGAGACCUCCGUUCCUCCAGCAAGAGCUGCCAAAGCUGGAGAGCAAGAAGGAAGCGGUGCCUGAGGAGCUGCUCUGUCUGAUCUGCCGGGACCUGCUGAGUGAUGCCGUGGUCAUCCCCUGCUGUGGGAACAGCUACUGCGAUGACUGUAUUCGCAGCGCCCUGCUGGAUUCUGAGGAGCACACGUGCCCCACCUGUGGACAGUCCGGUGUCUCGCCUGACACUCUGAUCGCCAACAAAUUCCUGCGACAGGCGGUGAACAACUACACGAAAGAGAAGGGUGACAGCAGCAGGACCGACAUGAGGAGCGCCCCGGGUCUCAGUGCAGCGCCGAGCCUGGCUCCCGCCCUGCGCAACUUGCCCCCCCAGAAACCACCACAGAAGCUGGCGGCGGAGCCGGCGCCGGUCCAGCGGUACUCACCAGGACGUGAUGCUGAGGCCAACAGUGCAGCGACGCCGUCUCUCCUGGUUUCCACCGAGGAGCCGGCUGCUGCGACCGCGGAGGUUCCUCCUGAACGUGUGGAGUCUGGGAGCGUGAAUCCUCAGGGCUCCUCCACAGGUUCCGCCCAGAGUCAGCCCCCCUCCUGGCACCAGCCGCUCAGCUCUUCUCUGUCCUACUCUGCUGGUGGUCCCACUGAUGCCAGCACCCAGCGCCACCUCACUUCCUCCUCAUUUCACGCGACUCCACCCCCGCUCUUCCCCACCCCCCCCUUUCAGCCCUUCCUCUUGCCCCAGCAGCAGUCGCUCAGAGCCUACCCCCCUGGCUACCCCCCUCCCUCGCCGCUGUGGAACCUGGCGAACCCCCAGUGUCCACCCGUCUCCUCUACAGCUUCCAUCCCGCCUCUCAUCCCCAAGGACUGGUACAGCAAACACCAAAGGGAGAGCAACAAGAGAAGGUCUCCAGACAGAGGGUCCACCUACAGGACCUCCUACUCUCAUUCAAAAUCCAUAUAUUCCAAGUCAAAGUCGCACAGUUCCAGCAGAUCCAGAUCCCGCUCCAGGUCUCAAGAGCGGUCCAGGUACAAAGUGGAGCACAGUCGCUCCUCGUCCUCCUAUAGUUACGACAACAAACGCUCCCGCUCGCCAACACCCUCUUCGUCGUUGUCGUCUCACAAGAGCUACCACAGGAAAAGUCGCCAUGACAAGCACUCAUGCAGGAUGGAGGAGUCACGUGACCCAUACGGCGGGCAGGCUGGCAGCCAGGAUCAGGAGUCACAGCAGUACUUCGAGUGGAAGAGACAGUACGAAGAGUGGUGCGACAAAUAUUUCAACAGCUACGUUACCCACUUCCAGCAACUCCCCCCCCAACACCUGUCCCAGCCGCCCCCCCUCCUGCAGGGAGACGUAGGGACGCGUCAGUCGGGUGAUCGGCGACGGGGCCGGCGCACCCGGAAGUCCUCCAGCCAAAGCCGCUCGCCGCCGACCCGCUCCAGUGAGAGCUGCUCCCCGCUCUCCAAAUCAUCCAGGGACAGUCGGUCUCCUCUGUCCCAGCGUUCCAGCCGCACCUCCUCACCACCUAAAGACCAUCAGGCCUCCACUCUGCAGAACAAGGACCAAGCUAAGAAGCAGGAGCACGCUGGGUCGUCGGCCUCCUUGGAUGGCAACAGAGGUGUGGAUCGAACUCCUGCUCACAUUUCAGCCCAACAUCACCACUCUGAGAGGUCCAGCAAAAGUGCUAGAAGGAAGAUCAAAGGAGGGAAGGUCACAGAAGGAAGGCGCAGAUCCAGAAGCAGAGACUCCAGAAGGGAGUCGACCAGACACCCGAAGGCGACGGCAGAAGACCUCAGAGCUUCUAAAGACGGAUCUGGCUCUGAGAAAAAGAAGAGAAGAAGAGAGGAGUCUGGGAGGAAAGACUUGGAACCUUGUUCAAGACACAGAAGAGGCCGAGCAGAGAAGAAAAAGGAAACGCCGGCGGAUGAGAAAAAUGUCUGGGAAAACAGAGCGAAUGUGAAGCUCCAAAAGAAGAUCAAUAUCAAAAUAAACCUGAGAGCUGCAGAAGAGAAAGUUGCUGAGAGUGCAGAGCAGGAUGUUGCUGAGGAAUCACAGGAACCAGUGGAGCCAGGUGAAGAAACAAGAGCGCGGCAAACAAAGGAGGAGGACAGUGUGGAGACGAGCGAGGAGUGGCAGGUGACAGACGUCUGCUGGGAGCUCGGGAAAGAUGUGGUGGAGGCAACGAUCGUCCGUGAAGGAGAAGAAGAAGGACAGGAUGCCAGUGGGAGAGAGGAAGCAAUGAUCGUGCAGGAGAGGAUGGAUGGAGAAGAGUGUGCUGAUGAUGGAGAGAACCCUGAGGAAGAAAAGUGUGUCUGUGAUAGAGAGCACGCAGAAGACAGAGGGACACUUGAAGGAGCCAUCGUUCAGGACAGGAUGGAUGUUGAAGAGUGUGUAGGUGAUGAAGAGAAACCUGAGGAAGGAAAGCUCAUCCACGAAGGGGAGGAGGAACAAGAGCACACAGAAGACAGAGAGACACUUGAAGGAGACAUCAUUCAGGACAGGGUGAACGUUGAAGAGCGCACAGAGGAUGGAGAGAAAAUGAUGGGCACUCUGGGGGGGGGUGAAUCGGAGGAGACGUCAGAGAUCGAGAGGCAAGAUGCUGCUACCCUGCCUGAGGAGACGCAGCCCAGCGAGGACAUGACGACACAAGAAGUGGAGGAAGCAGAGGCUCCCCUCAACUCAGAGAGCAACAUGACAGAGCACUGCAGGACAGAAGGGACGAGCGAGGAGAAGCCUCUGGGGGAGAGUCCACCGGACACAGAUGUGGACGUGCAGCAGGACGUUCCAUCCAGUGAGGAAAAAGAUGAUCGAGAGGUUCCACAGGUUCUGGUGGAGAUGCAAGCCUUCAGGGAGCAGAAGACUGAAGAUGAUAAAGAAGAGUUGAUGCUAGAAGAUGUGACGUCUGUGGUGAGUGAGGAAAACCUCUGCAUGGCUCCCUCUAGUGUCCAAGAGCAUAUCGCCACUUCUGCGUGUGACGAGAAAAGCAAAGAUGAAGGCAGUGGAAGAGAGGAAACGAUGGAGAAGGAAACACAGAGUAAUGGAGAUGAUGCUCUUCAGAGUGAGGAGGAGAGGGAACGCUGCAGCUCGGCUUCUUUCCUGGAGAGUUUGCUUCCGUCUGUUGCUGUCCCUUUGUUGUCAGAGCACAGAGAAAUAAAGGAGGUUGAAGAGAGCAGUGAUGUUUUCUCUACGUCAGAGGCACGGACUACACCGCCAGGUCAAAGUGUGACAGACUCAGACCAGCAGAUGGUAGACCGCUGUCCCCAGGACGGUCAGGAACUGACACUGGCCGAUCAAGAGCUCGUGUCUCAGAACGUGAGCAAGACACUGCCUCUCACUUUCACGCCUUAUGUGGAACCCCAGGAGCCAAAGGUCAUCAUCCCGGGCCUGGACUUAGAUGACCUUCCAGUGGAAGACGCUCCAGUGGCCGACCACUCUUUAAGUUCACACGAAGAGCCACACAGGUCCCGUCAGAGCCCCGUCCAGCAGCAGGAGGAGAAGAGGGCGAGUGGCAGGAAGCGCGAGAGCCGGCAGGAGCAGUGGAAGAAGUACAAGCUGGAGAAGGAGCGUCAGGAAGCGGAGAGGAGGCGGGAGUUUCUACAGCUCAUGGAGAGAAGGGAAAUUCAGAGAGACCCGGGUGUUGUGCAGGAAGAGACGCCCGCUUUCGGCUCAAUGGGCGACAGCACCAACUCACUGAAGAGAGAGGAGAGACUUGCUGCAGCAGAGGGUGCCGCAGAGCUGCAGAUGGCAGAGGAGCAAGGUCAGGAGGUGGAUGACCGGUGGAUCAGGUCCAUGUGAGUCCUUUACCGUACAGAGAAUACUUGAAUGAUUCUUCUCACACUGUGCAAUAAAGUGCCUGAAGGUUCCUUGUUUAUCUAGAGUUACUUAAUUUCAAGUGCCAGAGACACGUUCUGUUCUCUGGUUAUGUUAUACUUGACACAUUUGCUGCCUCUGCAGGGUUUGAUACAACUGUGAACAUUAAAAACAAAAUGUUUUAUUUAUUACUUUUUUUUUUUUUCAUUUUUAAUUAUUUAAUUUAAAAAUGAAUGGAUUAACUUCCCGAAGCAACAUUUUGUUUUCCUGUUUUGACGGUAAUAAAAAGCAAAAUGCGUUGAUAAGCCUGUUAUUCUAUCAUUGUUACAGAUGAAUGCAUGAAUAUUUCCUCCAUUUACUUCCUAAAACUGCUGUUUGUUGAAUAACAAGUAGGUUUGUAAUGACGCCGCUCUGACCUCAGUAAACCCAGCGAGACUCUCCUGCCGUCUCACUGACAUAUACGUGACGGGUGAUCAGCUGUGGCAUCAGGGGAGUGAUGGGGCUUUGUGAAACAGAGCAGAGAGUGGCAUCUAGUGGGCUCUGAAAUUGAGGACAGUGCCAUGAAGCCUCACAAGCACUAGAUAAGGGACGUGACGCAUCAUUUAAGACUGGAAAACACAGAUUAGAAGCGUGGUUUGGGGAAAAAGACUUACAAGACAUGUGUUUUCAAGCCUAUAUUUUACUGUGUUGUUUUGAGGCCCAAAUACAGCUCGUGAUCCAACCAUGUAAUUUUCAUGUUCCUUUACUGAACGUUAGUUUUCUGGAGAAACGUUGAUCCUGAGUGGCAGCUGGUGGGAUUGUGAUGUAUUUCAAUUAGAAAAUGUUAAAGUGAAGAAACGUCCAGAUCAAUACCCCAGACCUGGUGAAAGUGUUAUGUGGUCCAUCCUGAGGCUGUGCAGUUCACCAGAUGCUUCAGGAGAACUGUUAGAGCAUGGUUUGAAGAGAGGUUCUGGUGGAGACUCAGAGCAACUAAACUCGUGUGUCCCAGUGAAUGCAAAGACACCAGUGUUCAGUAAGUAUUGACCCAAAAUGUAUUUUACUGUUCCGCUGUAGACGCUCUGCUCUGUUGCGACUGAUAACUGGCAAAAACCCACCACCGCUGGACCACAGUCUCUUCUCAGUCCAUGUUCCUGGAGGGCAGCAUGUAGGGGGCUGGAUGGCAACGCCACGCAGGAAAAGAAGAGCAUUCAAGUCAGUGAUGCUUGCUGCAGCACCUCAUGGCUCAGGCUUGAGGGAGGAGGGGCUGCUCUUCCCUGGCAGGCUUAGAUCUGGAGCAGCAGACUCUGUGGCUGGA
Molecule: messenger RNA, 9210 nt
Organism: Synchiropus splendidus (mandarinfish)
Lineage: Eukaryota; Metazoa; Chordata; Actinopteri; Syngnathiformes; Callionymidae
Product: E3 ubiquitin-protein ligase RBBP6-like
Exons: 20
Coding region: 3408-7901 (1497 amino acids)
Biological process (GO): protein ubiquitination; mRNA processing; ubiquitin-dependent protein catabolic process
Cellular component (GO): nucleus
Molecular function (GO): zinc ion binding; ubiquitin protein ligase activity; nucleic acid binding
Source: RefSeq, a predicted model, not a curated record